This is a messenger RNA of Hemiscyllium ocellatum (epaulette shark), 3098 nucleotides long. It is a transcript of the gene kifap3a, whose product is annotated as kinesin-associated protein 3a. Gene Ontology annotation, molecular function: kinesin binding. Gene Ontology annotation, biological process: microtubule-based movement; cilium organization. The record is from RefSeq and is a predicted model, not a curated record. Bases 133 to 2514 code for a protein of 793 amino acids. NCBI's taxonomy places the organism in Eukaryota, Metazoa, Chordata, Chondrichthyes, Orectolobiformes, Hemiscylliidae. Gene Ontology annotation, cellular component: axoneme; ciliary transition zone; kinesin II complex. The transcript is spliced from 20 exons.
GCUGUGGAUUGUGGGGUGGCUGCACUUGUCCCUGGUAACCCGGGGAGAUGGUGUGAGGGCGGCUGUAGUGCUGGGUAAAGGAAGCAAACAAAGAAACGGCUUUUGCAGACCCAGCUGGAGCGGCCGAUAAAGAUGCAACCGGAGGAUGCUCGCUAUCUAAAGAGAAAAGUCAAAGGGGGGAACAUAGAUGUCCACCCAACGGAGAAGGCUUUGGUUGUUCAUUAUGAAGUUGAAGCCACAAUUUUGGGUGAGAUGGGUGAUACCAUGCUGGGAGAACGUAAGGAGUGUCAGAAAAUCAUCCGUUUGAAAAGUCUGAAUGCUAACACUGACAUUGCAUCUCUGGCACGAAAGGUGGUUGAAGAAUGCAAGCUCAUUCAUCCAAGUAAGCUGGCAGAGGUGGAACAGCUGCUUUAUUAUCUUCAGAACCGCAGAGAAAGUCCUCCAGGAAGAGAAAAGCGAGAGAAGAUCAGCAAACUAAAGGACCCGCCUCCUUUUGAAGGAAUGGAAAUUGAUGAAAUUGCAAAUAUUAAUGAUAUAGAAGAUUACAUAGAACUGCUGUAUGAGGACAUACCUGACAAAGUGCGGGGUUCGGCUCUCAUUCUUCAACUAGCUCGUAAUCCUGACAACUUGGAAGAAUUGCUACAAAAUGAGACUGCGUUGGGAGCUUUGGCUCGAGUGUUACGAGAAGACUGGAAGCAAAGUGUGGAGCUUGCAACCAACAUUAUUUACAUAUUUUUCUGUUUCUCUAGUUUUUCUCAAUUUCAUGGACUAAUUACUCACUAUAAAAUUGGUGCACUCUGUAUGAAUAUAAUCGACCAUGAACUGAAGAGGCAUGAUCUAUGGCAAGAAGAACUUCAUAAGAAGAAGAAGCCUUCACUUGACGAUGAUUCUGAUAACCACGUACUGAAGAAAGACUAUGAGAAAACAUACAAGAAAUAUCAGGGUUUGGUUAUCAAGCAAGAGCAACUAUUGAGAGUUGCCUUCUAUCUUCUUUUAAAUCUGGCUGAAGACACAAGGACUGAACUGAAAAUGAGGAACAAAAAUAUCGUUCACAUGCUUGUAAAAUCACUUGAUCGAGAAAACUUUGAGUUGCUGAUCCUCGUGAUGUCCUUUCUAAAGAAACUCAGUGUAUUUGUGGAAAACAAGAAUGAUAUGGUAGAGCUGAACAUCAUUGAGAAGCUGUCUAAGUUGGUGCCAUGUGAACAUGAGGAUCUCCUGAAUAUUACACUGCGCUUGCUACUGAAUCUGUCCUUCGACACUGGUCUUCGGAAUAAAAUGGUCCAAGUGGGAUUGCUCCCAAAAUUGACUUCACUCAUAGGAAUUGAAAGCCAUAGACAAAUAGUGAUGUGUAUUCUGUACCAUGUCACCAUGGAUGAUCGCUUCAAAUCAAUGUUUGCGUACACAGAUUGUAUUCCACAGUUGAUGAAGAUGUUGUUUGAAUGUGCAGAGGAGCACAUUGAUAUGGAAUUAAUAUCCUUUUGUAUUAACCUAGCUUCUAACAAAAGAAAUGCACAACUGAUCUGUGAAGGAAAUGGCCUGAAAAUGUUAAUGAAACGAGCCUUCAAAUUCAAAGAUUCACUACUGAUGAAAAUGAUCAGGAACAUUUCUCAACAUGAGGGUCAAACCAAAAAUCUAUUCAUUGAUUACGUUGGGGACUUGGCAGCUCAGAUCAAUAGUAAUGAAUCUGAAGAGUUUGUUAUAGAGUGCCUUGGAACACUUGCUAAUCUUACAGUUCCAGAUCUGGACUGGGAGCUUGUUCUGAAGGAGUACAACUUGGUUCCAUUCCUGAAGGAUAAAUUGAAACCAGGUUCAACAGAAGACGACCUGGUUCUGGAAGUGGUAAUAAUGAUUGGUACGGUUUCAAUGGAUGAUUCGUGUGCUGCCAUGCUAGCAAAAUCGGGCAUUAUUCCUGCACUUAUUGAACUUCUAAAUGCCAAACAAGAGGAUGAUGAAUUUGUUUGCCAGAUUGUGUAUGUUUUUUACCAGAUGGUUUUCCACCAAGCUACCAGAGAUGUGAUUAUCAAGGAAACACAGGCUCCAGCAUAUUUGAUUGACCUGAUGCAUGAUAAAAAUGCAGAGAUACGGAAAGUGUGUGACAAUACGUUGGACAUUAUUGCGGAAUAUGAUGAAGAAUGGGCCAAAAAAAUUCAAAGUGAGAAGUUUCGCUGGCACAACUCUCAGUGGCUGGAAAUGGUGGAGAACCGCCAGAUGGAUGAAAGUGAGCCCUGCAUUUAUGGUGAUGAUGGGAUAGAGACUUUUAUCCAUGAAGGAGACAUUCUUGAAAGACCUGACCUCUUCUACAAUGCAGAUGGACUCUUACCCCCUGAUGGAUCUAUUAGUCCAGAUUUCUUGAGUGACUACCAAUUUCAAAAUGGUGACUUGAUUGGACAGCAUCCAUUUAGCAGUAUGGCAAUUGAAGGAUUCGGCCAGGCAGUUAACUUUCCUGGGCGCCCAGUCACUGCCUAUGGUUAUCGUCCAGACGAUCCUUACCUCUAUUCAUUCGGAAGCAGAUAAGCCCAACAAGAAAUAUUUAUUGAUUCUGAAAUCUUUUGUAUAUAAUUGAACCUGUAAUGUUUUGUGAAUUGUUGUCAGUGUUGCAUGUUGUCAUAGCUAAUUGCUGAUCUAUACAGUUUUAGGGUUUCUAUGUAUUUAUGUAAUGACCAAUGCCCUGAUGUAAUGGAAAAUAUUAGUUGUAUGUUCUAUUACAUAAUAUAGCUUCUGUCUAUUCUUUUGGACAGUUGAAUAAUUUUGGAGUAGAGGGUGUGAUUUACAAAGAGUAGUCUCAAAUAAGUGGAUACUAAAGCUAAUACGUUGGCUGCUUAAGUUAUAGGGUCUUGUUCAUCUGAUAAAAUGCUUUUUAUCCUAAUAUAUUUUACAUUAAUUUUUAUCUUUAAAACUAAUUACUAUACUGAAUACAGUAGUCCAAGCCAUUUAUGUUGUUACUCAAAUGGUUAUGUAAUUGCACAGCCUCAUAGUUAGCUUGAAACAACAUGAAUUAUAUUUGUCGCUGGUUGAUGCAUUUCUUUUGUUUCAUAAACUUGAAGCUUGUUUCUAUUUAUAUAGACAUUAUUGUGACCUAUGAACAAAUGUGAAUUUUA